Messenger RNA from Poecilia latipinna (sailfin molly), 5316 nucleotides. It is a transcript of the gene tmem200b, whose product is annotated as transmembrane protein 200B. The coding region runs from base 673 to 1932 and encodes 419 amino acids. NCBI's taxonomy places the organism in Eukaryota, Metazoa, Chordata, Actinopteri, Cyprinodontiformes, Poeciliidae. The transcript has 2 exons. The record is from RefSeq and is a predicted model, not a curated record.
UCAAUCAUUUUGGAAGACAAUCCAGAGCAGUUCUGCUUUAAGAACGCUUUCUGCAUUUCGAAGAAUCAUUAUGCCGCAAACCUUAUUUCGAAAAUGUUGUGCACAGAAUCAGGAAUGUUAUUCAGUUGACUGCUGGAUCAUGCAGGCAACGGCCGCAGGCACUCAGUAGAGCGGGAGGGGCAGCUCUCUGUGGGGCACAACGAGUUGGCAGACACGGUGCUUUGUCCUCCUUCACUCUCACUGAUGAGGAUGUAUUGGAAUACGGGCAACAGUUGGAAUGACUUUAGCCUGGGCUUUAUGUUUCGCAAUUGAUUUAGAUGGAUUCCACAAGCUAUCAGUCAGUUUAGAUCGGAGAGGGACACCCAAGCUUUCUCAAGUGACCGGCUGCUAAUUUAAUCGAUUAUAAUUUCUGGAAGAGAGAUUCCUCUUUUAUCAGCAAGUAGUGAGAACUGCAGUCAGAUCAACUCGUUUGCCGAGGAUUAUGCCGAAUUGACGGUGUGUUCAUUGAGCUGCUGGAGGCAGAAGUAUGGGAAUGGUGCAACCCGGACAGACUGUCAAAUUCUGCUCGGUCUCUAACAGGAGAUACCUCAGCACAGCACGUCGCGGUACGACAGUCUAAGAUUGGUCAUCGCCAAGACUUCUGGCAGAGUUUAAGCAGGACAAAACUGUGCCAUGAAGACUGAGAUGUGCAGAGGCAUUAGACCACCAUCUCCUCCCUGCAGACGGAAGCCGCGUUUCUGUCUACGAGGCAGAAUGAAGAAGGACAGGAUGAUUCAAGGCAAGCUUCGCAUCCGUUCUAUGCCCGGAGCAUUCCUGGUUCUGGGGGUCAUUGUGGUAGCUGUUGGAACUGCUCUGGCUGUAGCUGGUUACUGGCCCUAUCGGUUUUCAAAGUCAUCCAUAAUAGAAGAUACAGAACUGGAAAGUAUUUCGGAUCCACAGCCAUCCAGUUGGAGUCUGGGUACCAAGGGGUUCUUUUCUCCAGCCAGUCUCCUCCAUGGUGACCGCAUGAAGCUCCUGGGGCCAGUAAUCAUGGGAGUCGGACUAUUCAUCCUGAUAUGUGCAAACACUGUCCUAUAUGAAAAUAGAGAUAGAGAGACUCAGAUGCUGCUAGCUCAGAUGCGCAAUGUUAUCUGCUCUGUAUCAGCAGCUGUGCCCUCUGCAGGCCUCAGAGACUUGGCAGUAGCCAACUCUAUGACCAAACACUAUCAGUGGGUAAGCAGUCUGCCUGCUGCUCAUCUCAAUAUCAUGUGUCUGCAGCAGCUGGCAUGCUCUGAGCCCCUACUGCAGACCACCUACAUCAGGGACAAGGAGGGCAGUGUGGAAGGCAUCUACCAGCAAACAGACCUGAAGACAGAAGCUCUGACUCAUCACAAAGAGUCAGAGCCUGUACCCUCACCCCCUUCAACCUUGUGUAAGUCAUGUGAUCACUGCCAGGUAGACAGUAAUUCUCAGACAGGGGAAGAACUGUGGAGCAAGCACUGUUUCAGUUUACAGACUGCCCCACUCCUCAAGCUUAAUUUCUGCCUUGUGUCUGCUAGCUCCAUGUCCAACCUUAAGCUGGAAGAGGUGGAUUUUCCUGCUGCCCAACACAGGCGUUGUCAGAGUAUGAGCUACAGGACUAAGCCUUACAAAGCCCAAAUUGGGCUGCACUUCGAGAAGGAACUCUUCCCAUGCAAAAAGAACAUUCAGACAAAUCAGCUCCAAAUCAAUAAAAAAGAGAUAGGUUCCCAGGGUUGUGUGAGGAUCCCUGUAGAGACGACAGAUGCAGAAGAGGACCAAACCGGUGGAAGCUGGCCUCGACUAGAACUAGGAAGUGGGAGACGAUACCUGAAACUGGAGAACAAAGAGGACUCUGUGGACAAACUCCUGGACCAGUUGGAGCAUCAGUGUUCCUACUGGGAUAAGAGUUUUGGCUCUGGGCCAUUCCAGUGACAGAUGUUGGAUUAAAAAAAAUUGAAAAAUAAGAAAACAAAAUAGUUUUUCUAUUUUUAGUCUUAAAUUAUUUGGGAUUAGAUAACAAAUGAUGUCAUACAAUAUGGACAAAAUUAUUUACCAGCAGAAUUUUUAAAAAUUACUUUGUUGUGGGUGAAGUGUUGAAGAGCAACGAUGACUUUUUAAUUUGGAUAGAAGUAGUUGAAGCUCUACAUUUUUAAAGAACAGGAGCAUCACAAACUGGCUGCUGAAGAAAAUUGCUUGCCUUUUCAAUUUGGUUUGGCAGUAAAACAAGAAACUACCAUUUCUUGCCAAAUGAAUGGGCAUGUUUCCCAUACAAAAAUUGUGCACUGGUAGUAAUGACACACAGUAGUGUUACUUCUCUAUAAACAUUUCUGAACCAAUUUAUCAGGGCUCAUGAGGCCAUAAAGUGCUGACAGCUCUCAAAAAAAUGGAACUGCUAUAUAAAAUGAGACAUCUUUACUUAUGUCUCUUAUGACAAAUGUUACAAUAGACCACAUAUGCAAACUAAAUGUCAAUGAAAUGUUAUUCUGCUAUUUGUCCAAAAUAAUUGUAACCUUUUCUACAACUUGGAUCUUAUUUUCUUGUUUGGCAAAUAUUUGCAUCAGUUCUGAUUACAUUAUUUAGUCUUUUUGCCUGCCCUUAUUGCCAGUUCACAUGGCAUGCUGUACUUCUAACUUGUGACAUCAAUGUUUUGACUUAACUUUGAGCUACUCCUCUAAAUAUGCACUCACAAUGUAGUUUCCUCUUAACUAGCACUUUGUGAAACUUCAUUUUCAGCACAUUCAUUAAAUGGUGGGAUCUAAGUUCUAUAAAGCAUCUUCUUGAUGUUGAUGGAUAUGAUAAGCUGAAAUGGCCAAACCAUAAAGAAGACUUGGCUUCUUCAGGCAUGUUAGUCUUAAAUUAAGUGUAAAAUACUGAAGCACCAAGUUUUGAGCAAACAUCAACUCUGAUUUUAUUAUUUUUCAUAAUUGAAACUAACCAUUAACGACAUCCUGGACCUCCAGGGCCACCCAAGCCAAGCUUUCACCACAUCGCCAGUCGGGGUAGGCUGGCGAACUUUCUGCAUCACCUGGGUUGGUUUCCUCAUUGCCCAUCAUGGGCACACCACUAGGAUCACCACCGGCCUUGACCUACCGUUUCUCUCAGUCAGAUUGUGACACACCGUGCAUCAUUAGUCAGAUGACCUGGACAUCCAAUACAUUUGCCGCAACUGAAUCGAUGGAAUGAGUCUUUCAAGCCUCAGCAUGCCCAAUCCGGCAUCGUGGGUAUGUGAAUACAGCAGUCCAUGUAUUGGGAUCAUGUAGAUAGGAGUUCCACCGAUCUCCCAGGCAUCACAGCCUUUCAACACACCCUUAGCCAUGUAGAACCUGUGGCACUUCCUGGACUGAACCUACAGCAAGACUGUGUUUAUUUUUUUCUGCCCCAUGACAUCCAAUAUAAUAAUGAAUAAUAAAGAAAAGUCAGUGUCUUCCACAAACUUGAAGUGAAUGCGAUAAAAUAGCAUUCACUUCAAUGCCAUCCCACCAUACAUGACGGAAUGGUUGCUAACUGGUUGAAGCCAUCAAUGCAAGCUGUGCUGCUACUUAACACAAAAUCAAUCAAAACCAUGGAUAAUAUCAAACAUACGUCACCAGUUUGUGAAGUCUGUUUAAGCUGUCAGCUUACUGCAUCAAUCAAUAAGUGGUACUGGCUGUUUUUCUGCUGCUUUUCAGCCUCAGCGUCUUCCCAGCUUCCAAGGUCAUAUAUAUAACAAUAUGACCCUCAAUUAACAAUAUGACCCUUUAAGUGCUGACCUGUUGAACAACAUGGGAGUGUAGUGAUGAGGUUGGAAUGUAGAUGGCAAACCCAACUUUAUUCAAUAUUUUAUAAUAAAGGUGGACAUAUUUAAACAUGUCCACGUGAGUUGGCUGAACAAUGGAUUUGAAAAUUGUACAGUUAGCUGAAACAGUGGCUCUUAAAGGGAUCUUUGAUUAGCUGUAAUAAUAGACUUUGAGAAAUAUUUAUUUUAGAUGUAAAAACAGUACACUAAUAAUAGUUGAAUAAUUUUUAUAAAUUUUAAUCAAAUAUUGUCACACGUACAUCACCAUGUUGUUCACGCUGCAAUACAUUCUGGGUAAAUGAAGUCUAUUUGGCGUAGCUCCGUCCAACCAAAACAGUGAUGAGUAAUGUCAUUAAGUCUUUUCAAAUUGAACUGGAGCGCAUUGAAAUCGAUAGGAAUGCAGAAAUCACAAGAUGAAGGUGAGGAGGAGCAAACAGAGGAAGAGGAAAGAGUUGGUGUUUUACUGCUGCUGCCACCUUCAGCUUUAUAAAUGAAACACUGAAUGACACGUACCUCUGGUGGUGAUCCAGUAAGUAGUUUUAUAACUCUGUAUAAUAGCCUAGUUGGUUAGAGGUUUACAGGCUUAAAAUAACACACUGUUGAAGCAGAAACUAAACACAUUUUAACGUGUAGAUUUUGAGAGCCACUUUAUGAAACCCCCCCGCCCCACUCUUUUGUUUUAUUUUUACUUCAGUGAAGCUAUGCAACUCCCCUGACCAAACAUACUUCACUGAAGGUAUGUUUUUUGGUGAAUGGCAUAUUUUUACCUCUGUUAAUGCUCACAUUUUUACGAAUGUUUUUACGCCUGUACAAACGUGAAAAAGUUUUUGAUAAUUUAAAAAAGUUACUUUUUAACAUAAUCUAAUGUUUACUUUUACUUUCCAGUCAUUGAAAGGGACAGUUGUCUUCUAUAUGCCUUUCAAAGACAGUUGUUCUAGAGGUUUGAUCUAGAGGUUUUGUGGAUGCUAUAAGACUUAUUGUGCAACACCUCCAGUUUUAACGCUUACUGUUAAAGUUGGAAACUGGAUGGAAAUGAGUAACAGUGUUAAGCAUUUAUAUGUCCUGUGAUUAAGUAACAUGGUGCCUCAUCCUGUGAUGUCAUAUGCGUUGUUAAGAUCCAAAGUUUUUAAAUAAGACCCAAGUCAUAAAAAGACAACCAUUUUUGUGUCAUCAGUAUUUUCUUAUUAUUAACAUUAAUGGUUUUUAAUUGAUUCUGAGUGUAUCUGUGUUUAUGUGGUCACCACACUCCUUUACUUAAUCAGCCCUUGAUCUCAUCAUCUGAUUUCAAAGGAAGAUUGGUUUGCAAGUCCACCUGGAUCUUGUGUAAUUCUUAGUGUCUGGGUGAAUUCCACCAUUCUGCCUUUCAUGUUUCAGUGUUUGUGCUGUCUGUUGUGUUAUAUGAAACUCUUAACUGUAUACCAAGCAAUAUGAUCAAUCAGACAGAACAGUCAAUAGUAGUGUCUUGCCCUGUGUUCAUAGCAGGUUAAAAUGUAAUGGUUAUGCCUGUGUUGCUAAUGUUAAACAUUCAGUUAAUAGGAGAU